AACGAUUAGAUUAAAAAAAAUAGGUAUUUUUACACAGGCAACUAUCACGGCUACUACUCGAUGCAGGAAACUCAGUAGAUCCCCAGAAACGCCUCCUUCGUUUUGUGCUAGACUUUUGUGACACUGGCGAGAAGUCUCGUAUUAAUUUGCUGAUCGCUACGGAUAUUUACUUACAGAAUGGAUAAAACUGUCAGUCUACCACAACAACCCAACAAAACCACCACGGUAACGUUGGUGGAGACCAGCAGUAACCCGAGUGGAAUGGCACUGGUGAGUCCCUACCAGACUAACCGGGUUGGGGAUCCUAUGGAUCUAGUUGCUCUGGCACAGCAAGUACAGAAGGGAGAUGAAUUCAUCAGAGCCAAUGCUUGCAACAAACUUACAUUGAUUACUGACCAGAUAAGAUACCUUCAGGAGCAAGCAAGAAAGGUUUUAGAAGAUGCCAAGAAAGAUGCUGAGCUUCACCAUGCUGCCUGCAAUGUUGUGAAGAAACCAGGAAACAUGUAUUAUCUUUACAUGCGUGAAUCCAGACAGCGGUACUUCUCGAUUCUGUCUCCACAGGAAUGGGGUCCUAGUUGUCCUCACAAGUUCCUUGGCGGAUACAAACUCCAACAUGAUAUGUCUUGGACACCACAAGAGGAAGUUGAAAAGCGGGAUGCUGAAAUUGGCAUCAUGGACAAACUGUUGAACAGACAAACUGCUCUACCAGCCUGUACAGAGCCUAACUUUGAAGGUCUUUCACAGUGAAAGGUCACAGCUCACUCACAGACUGUCUUAUCUGCUCAUGGAGGCCACAUUGUCUUAAAAG
Sinocyclocheilus anshuiensis is the source of this 808-nucleotide messenger RNA. RefSeq names its product chromosome unknown C1orf50 homolog (gene cunh1orf50). The transcript has 5 exons. NCBI's taxonomy places the organism in Eukaryota, Metazoa, Chordata, Actinopteri, Cypriniformes, Cyprinidae. Bases 178 to 747 code for a protein of 189 amino acids. The record is from RefSeq and is a predicted model, not a curated record.